GGACCAAUUAUCCAAUUUGCCUCUGUGUAACCACAGCAGUUGCUUUUGGUUACCCGCUUCUGCAGACAGCACCUGAGUUUAAUCAGCGGGUUCCACUGGUAAAGUGACCCCCCAUUGAGCACAAUUAUGGGAUUCCUCUGUAUGUGCAGACACCAGCUGAGUAUAAUCAGGUGAUUCCUGUGCAACUGCCAGCUAUAGCAAGUGGAGAUGGCCCCGCCCACUCUCUAACUCUGCAGACUGGAAACUCUGUCCAGCAGCCUCUGGUAAGUACUGCUAUCAGUAAAACUUGUGAGGCCUGUUAACUAUGAACCUGGUGUCCUGCAAUAUGUGGCAUUAGAGACCUACUUACAGCCUGGCAUUAGGAGCUACAGGUGUUGUUGGGCUACAACCUCCAGAACCCUGCAGAGCAGUUUGUAAUCCAUCACUUCCAUUUCAUUGGAUACGCCUCUAGUCAUUGACAAAUAUUCCUGAUCAUUUAUUGUUCUUCCAGUAGUCAGUGGAGUGCUUGGUCCUCUGUGGCACAGGUGGACUAUCAUACAUAAAUACUACAACAAGGAUGAAUAGAUUUAAGGUGUUCGGCUUUAUAGUUACUGCAUUAAUCUUGGGCUUCAUCUUCAAGACCGCCAGAAAUCAAUCAACCCUUCCUUAUAUUAUUUCCUAUAUGAUAAAACCUUUAACCAAUACUAGUAUGAAUCCAGAGAAUGUUCUAAAAGAAGGGAAUGGAGUUAUAUUUUUGGAGACUACUGACAGAAUGCAGCCACCUCCUUUAGUGCUAUGUGCUAUUGAGUCUGCGGUCCGUGUGUACCCUGAUAGACCAGUGGUUUUCUUCAUGAAAGGAUUAACAGACAUUACCUCCGAAGAGGAUGAGAAACGAGCAAAGGAAAAAUUUCCAUCUCUGUCUUUUGAGAAUGUCUACAUUUUCCCACUCAGAAUGGAGGAAUUAUUUAAGGACACACCACUUCUUAAGUGGUACCAAAAGGUUGAUCCCAAAAAGGAAAGGUUCUGGAUCCAUAACCUCUCUGAUGGCUGCAGGAUGGCUAUGAUAUGGAGAUAUGGUGGUUUAUAUUUCGAUGCUGAUGUGAUCUCAAUGCGACCAAUCCCAGAAAAGAAUUUUCUGACUGCUGAGCACCACCAUACAUCUGGCAGCAGUGUUUUUGGUCUCACACCCCAUCACAGUUUUGCGUGGAGAAGCUUAAAUGACUUUGUACAGAAUUAUAAUGGAGAUGUGUGGGGAAAUCAAGGCCCGACUUUGUUCACACGGGUUCUGGGACAGUUGUGUGAAUUACAUGACUUUAAAUCUCUAGACAAUUUUGUAUGUGGAAAUAUCUCCUUCCUGCACCCUGAACGCAUCUAUCCUAUACCAUAUGCAAACUGGAAGAGAUUCUAUGAGGUUUGGGAUAAAUUACCAACUUUUAAUAAUUCGUAUGCUUUGCACCUCUGGAACUACAUGAAUAGCCAGGAAAAGAGGACUGUGAAUAUAGGCAGCAACACGUUAGUAGAGAAUCUCUAUAAACAGUAUUGCCCAUCCAUGUAUGGACUUCUUGCAAAAAAUGCAACAACUGCAAAUCAGCACACAUAAAUGUUUUUCAGGGCUGUUCUGGAAACCAAAAAUAAUGGGGUUAUUUAUUAAGCUUCAAAUUUUUCUGGUCGGACUUUUAAAGGGGAAUAUAUAAUUUGUUUGGAGAAAAAACUCAAUGGUGUUAAAAGUCCAAUAACAUAAAGUACUCCAACUCAGACCUGCUGAGAACAUAUAUAGAUCACACAUUUAUGUUGAUAGUAAUCAGUAGAAAAGUAGAAAAAUCUCAGGUUUCUUAGUAGAACUCACCGGUUGUGAAGGGUGGUCCAGGUGCACCACCCUGAACCCUCAGCUUGAACCCACCGUAUACAGAAAAAGGCAGGUACUAGCAGAGACCAGUCUUCUAGUCAGGUUUUUUAAAUUAUUCAGUAGUUGAUUUCAGUACACAAGGAUACAACGUUCCGACGGAGGCGUGUCAAUGCCGGUGUCCAUUUCUGGUGUCCAAUCGACUAGCGAGAUGGCGCUGGCAUCACAGUGCUGUGACCAGGAGGAACCACAAGGAGAGGCAGGGGGCCACCAUCUUAGAUCGAGGAAUGCCGUCGGUGAGUUGUUUCCCUUACAGAUAGGCCUAUGUUUAAGUAUCUGAGUGAUAUGAAACGCAUAAGGCUGUAUCCUUGUGUACUGAAAUAAACUACUGAAUGAUUUGACCAGCCUGACUAGAAGACUGGUCUCUGCUAGUGCCUGCCUUUUUCUGUAUACUGCUGAGAACAUGUAAAAGUCAAUGGCAGAUGUAUCGUUAACAGUUGGAAGAUUUUCUGGAAGAGUUGUGCUGGGCUUCCGAAAAAAUCGUCCAAACAAGAAAAAAUGUAUGAAAUUUAUCAAUAAAUGGGGGGGGGGAGUCUGUGCGGAUUUGGUCAAAGUAGUUUUCAGAAA
This is a messenger RNA of Xenopus laevis (African clawed frog), 2449 nucleotides long. RefSeq names its product alpha-1,4-N-acetylglucosaminyltransferase. The record is from RefSeq and is a predicted model, not a curated record. Bases 557 to 1579 code for a protein of 340 amino acids. The transcript is spliced from 4 exons. NCBI's taxonomy places the organism in Eukaryota, Metazoa, Chordata, Amphibia, Anura, Pipidae.